Molecule: messenger RNA, 1014 nt
Organism: Gregarina niphandrodes
Lineage: Eukaryota; Apicomplexa; Conoidasida; Eugregarinorida; Gregarinidae
Exons: 1
Coding region: 1-1014 (337 amino acids)
Source: RefSeq, a predicted model, not a curated record
AUGUGCGGGAUAGACUCGCCUAAGGCCGGAGGGUCUAGGGCCACCGCUGCAUCCGACGCAGGAGGCGGCGAGGAUGCCGGAAACGGGGCUAACACAGAGGACGGCACGGCUGCAGGAAAUGGCCUAGACAGAGCGCGGGAGGGCGGCAAGGGUAAGAUGGAGCCCCGCGGUAAGAACGGACCAAUGCACAGCCGAAAGAGAAAACCAUCCAACUGGAACAUCGCACCGACGGCACAUUCGCCUGCUUGUCAAACCAUGUUGGCGAUUCUCAACUACGAAGCGGAGACUAGUCACCUCAGCGUUCUGGACAUCCUCAUCGACUUGCUCCGAGAUUUACCGUUCUGGAUCGGUUCCCGGUCCGUGGUGGAGAAGCAAACGUUUUUGUGGUCGUUGUACAAGCUGCUGGUGACGGAUACGUACCUGUUGCGGAAGUCGUGUACCUGGUACUAUGCGGUCUCUGCGGAUGACCCUCGCAUCAACCCAAUAAUGCGGCGGAAUGCCCGGCCUCGCCGAAACGUCCUGUCGACCGUAAGACUUGGACCCGGCCUCAAGCCUGGUCAGGGAUCUCAAGCUGAGGGGCCUCAGAGAUCAGUUAUCCCGUUACCUGACGUUCGGUGUUUUGCAUUUUACCAACCGCCUCCCGAGGAGGAACCUCUGCCGGAACCAAUUCCCAAGUACAACCAAGUCGACCUUGCCGAACAGCGACGACACGCUGAACAUGUGCAGCGUCUCCAGCUGGCUACCCAGAGGUGCCAGGAAACGAGACAGAGACCAUUCUCCGCCGGCGCCGGUACUUUGGUCGCUGGCGACUAUUAUCUGGUUCCCCAGGCGGAUGAACAGGCCGGUGGUGUCAUGGAUGAAUGUCUGCGGUUUGAAUUCCCGUUCCUCGAAACGUUGCACCAAGACGAAAAGGACAAACGACAAGCGCCGUAUGGCCCAUCGCCCGGUGAUCAGAACUGGCGUUACAUACUGGCGCAUCUCCUGAAGAAUAAUUUUUCCCGCCCGAAAGGCUAG